AUGGCCUCCGUCUCCCUUUCUCAGGAGCAACUGCUCAGCCUGCACUCUCUUCCAUCCUACGACUACACAAUGGCUUCUCAGGCACACAACAUCCAGACGCCCGUCACGGGUUCCACCGACAGCUCUGCUCAGGUUGACUACUUCACCUCCACCCUGAGUUCUACCACCACCUCUUCUCGCACAUCCGUCGAGAUCCAGGAUCGUACCGUCGUGACUCCUGGCGGCACCGUCACAACCUCUUCCGCCCACCUGACCAAAAAUCCCCUGCCGCCCCUGUCCCGCGACUUCCCCAAGCCCACCGCGGAGAUCGACGUCGAGGAAGCCCUUUCCCGCAAGCCCGGCCGUUGGACUGUCAGAGGCGCCAUUGCCGUCGAGAGACCCGUCCAGGUUGUCGAUGAGGAGAAAAUCAAGGCCCAGCGCCGCAAGGCUCUCGAGGAUGCUAAGAAGGAGCUCUUCGCCGCCAGCGAAGCUCUCAAGAACGUUCCCCUCCCGCCGCGCAAGAACAAUUUCUAG
Molecule: messenger RNA, 513 nt
Organism: Colletotrichum orchidophilum
Lineage: Eukaryota; Fungi; Ascomycota; Sordariomycetes; Glomerellales; Glomerellaceae
Exons: 1
Coding region: 1-513 (170 amino acids)
Source: RefSeq, a predicted model, not a curated record